AUGUGCGGCGACGGCGGCGAGGACUGGAUUUACCUGCUCUCACAACAGGAGGCGGUGGAGGAGGAUGCUGAGGCGGAGCAGGCCGUCGCCGCCACCGACACCACCGCUGCAGGAGAGGAGAACAAUAAGCCAUCCAAGAACCCGGACGACGCCGGUGAAACCGCCGCCGUCGCCGAGGAGGAGGAGAAGGAGAGCAACGACGAGGAGGAGGAGGCCAGCGCGCAGCCGUCGUCGGAGUUGGACAACAAAGCAGCAGCGCAGUCGUCGGCGUCGUCCAAAGACGGUGGCGCCAUCGCGCAGCAGUCAUCGUUGGACGACGAAGACCGCCGCGAAGAGGAAGAGGAGGAAGAGUACCCGGACUGGUACACCCCGGAAGAACUAGAAAUCGAGAAGGCGUUCCGGGCCUACAUGGCGGCUUGCCAGCGCGCCGACGCCAAGAUCGACGACGGCGAAUAUGAGAAGGAGAAGGCGCUCCGGACCUACCUCGCGGCUUGCCAGCGCGGCCGUGUCAUGGAGAACCCCUACUACGACCGCUACAACAGCAGCAAAGACGACGACACGUACGCUGCGCCAAGCCGGCGUACCCGUACUACGGCGUAUAACAUACUCAACUACGAGCAAAUUCAUACGGAUCACUAG
Messenger RNA from Miscanthus lutarioriparius, 639 nucleotides. The record is from the annotation of a GenBank genome assembly. NCBI's taxonomy places the organism in Eukaryota, Viridiplantae, Streptophyta, Magnoliopsida, Poales, Poaceae.